AAACCAUUUCUCUCUCAUCGCUCAGAAAGUGUGGAUAACACUACUGGCGAGAGAGAGAAGCCGAAGCUCUGAGAGCGCCUGAGCAAGAACCAGCAAGGAGAUAUCCGAUUCCGAAAAAUGGCUUCAUCUUCAAUCUCCGCGACGCUGUUCUCUUCCCUGUCCAUUCCCAAUUCGCACGCGAUUUCCCAGAAACCCAAGCCCUCCUGUGCGUUCUUACCCUCUCCGAAGGCGUUGGAGCUUCAGACUCUGAAAAGCUCGCGGACGGCGACGAAGCUCGCGGCGGCGGCGGCGGCCCCGAAGCUCUGGACGGGCAAGAGACUCUCGACGGGCCCGAUUCCGGUGCAGUCGAGAUGGCUCCGAAGCAGAAAAUCAGAAUAAAGCUUCGAUCUUAUUGGGUGCCCCUAAUAGAGGACUCUUGCAAGCAGAUAAUGGAUGCUGCUAGGACUACGAAUGCGAAAACUAUGGGUCCUGUGCCGUUGCCGACCAAGAAGAGAAUCUACUGUGUGCUCAAGUCGCCUCACGUCCACAAGGAUGCUAGGUUCCAUUUUGAGAUUAGAACCCACCAGCGCCUUAUCGAUAUUCUAUAUCCGACUGCACAAACAAUAGAUUCUCUUAUGCAACUUGACCUUCCUGCCGGAGUAGAUGUUGAGGUCAAGCUCUGAAGAAUUGAGGUUUGCUUGCUUUCACUUUUGUUUUUAGCAUAGCUAUUUUCUUGGUUAAUUCCUUCCCCUCGCAAGUCACAGAACGAUUGAGAGAAAUGUAAUCUGCCUUCUCUUGGCUGUAAGUUAAAGAUAUGUACCUAUUAUUUCGUAACUGGUUCAUGAAUUUAUUAUUAGCACAAGAUUGAUAGAAGAAAGCGUUGCAAUGAUCUCAACCAGAAUGCGAUGACCCCAUCAAAGUUCUAGAGCAACAUCCAGAGGUCAAAUUUGGAUUCUUAGCCCGAGAGAAUCUCCUAGUCCUUAUCAUUGGAUAGCCAGGACUUGAAAAGAAUAUCUGUAAAACAGGGCUCUACGCUCAUGAAUUCUGUUAGUUGUAAUUUCUAUGAUUGAAUUAACUUU
This is a messenger RNA of Eucalyptus grandis, 1058 nucleotides long. RefSeq names its product 30S ribosomal protein S10, chloroplastic. The record is from RefSeq and is a predicted model, not a curated record. Gene Ontology annotation, biological process: translation. The coding region runs from base 351 to 662 and encodes 103 amino acids. The transcript has 2 exons. NCBI's taxonomy places the organism in Eukaryota, Viridiplantae, Streptophyta, Magnoliopsida, Myrtales, Myrtaceae. Gene Ontology annotation, cellular component: mitochondrion; small ribosomal subunit; ribosome. Gene Ontology annotation, molecular function: structural constituent of ribosome; RNA binding.